This is a messenger RNA of Fonsecaea pedrosoi CBS 271.37, 4287 nucleotides long. RefSeq lists its product as uncharacterized. The record is from RefSeq and is a predicted model, not a curated record. Gene Ontology annotation, molecular function: mitochondrial promoter sequence-specific DNA binding; DNA-directed RNA polymerase activity. Bases 1 to 4287 code for a protein of 1428 amino acids. Gene Ontology annotation, biological process: mitochondrial transcription. The transcript has a single exon. Gene Ontology annotation, cellular component: mitochondrial DNA-directed RNA polymerase complex. NCBI's taxonomy places the organism in Eukaryota, Fungi, Ascomycota, Eurotiomycetes, Chaetothyriales, Herpotrichiellaceae.
AUGCUGCGCACGCGAGCUGCGGCCAAUUCCAAGUAUGCCCUUCAGUAUGUCCAACAGGCGGCAGAAAGGAUACAGCUCCCGUGGCUGUGUCCCGCCCUCGCUCAGACCUAUACUGCCAGACAGCGGCACAGAUCAAUAACCACACGUCCUACGGUGUCGCGGUCAAAAACCUUGCCAGCACCCAUCACCCAAUCGAGGCAUCUCGCCUCCCCAGCGUCCGCACACGAGAACUUUGACCGCGGCGAUGAUUAUAUCCCUUUUACCUACGGCAAUCGAGAAUAUCCCACAUCUCGAAACCCACAGCGAAACUCCAGAAGUGACCUGUCGCCUUUUGACCUCUCUCAAAUAUUGAUGCUCGAUGCCGCCGAUCUUGUCGAAGACUAUCCCGAGAAUCAUGCGGGCAACAACAAGCUGCGAAAUAUUGACGAAAUCGAAGCCACCCUAGACGCAUGUCUGCAAGUCCACCGAUGGGACCGGGCAUUCACACUCCUGUCGCAGUUGAGCCUCUUCUGUCAAAACAAUCCCUCUCGGUUGCGAAACUCCUUCAAUCGCGUUCUUGCAGCCAUGGUGGACGAUGUCAUAUGGAGUCGCACUGCCGACCAUGAAAAACGAAUAAAUGAAUGGAUCGAGGUGCACAUGAGAAAAGCGGACCUCGAACCAGACGCUCAUACUUUUGCGCUGAAAUUGAAGGUGGCCCUGGAAACCCUGGUCGGGUCCAAGAGGGACCGAACAGUGCGUCGCUAUUGGGAAAUGACAAAAAGAUAUCAAUUGGAGAGCAAAGUUCUGAGUCUGCGAGAUGUUCUGGAUGAUAGAGAUCUAGGGAGACUCUCUGAAAUCUGCACAAUCGAAGUCUCGACUCGUCUACCUGAACAGGUUACCGACAUUGCGCCAUUGGAUUCCGUGCAGGUUGGAUCUGUGGGAAAGGAACAAGUCCAUGUUCGGGAAACAGAACAAAAAGGGCUGGGCUUGUCGUCGCUCAAACGCUCGCUGUCUCUUUUCACCGAACCGACAGAGACCACGGUCGAAGCAAGGUCAGCAGAAGAAGAUCCCCUUACACAGAGACAACGACGGUUGGAGAGAGACGCGAUUCAAUCCGCGCUCGAUCGUUGGAAGGCCGAAUUCCAGAAAAGAGCUAGCAUAGGCAUUCUGCCGGCGGAUCUUGCCCAUGGCGAAAUUGGAGCUUUGCUCUGGCAGUGGCAUGAGAUCAUGGCCGAAAAGAUUAAACAAGAGAUCAAACUUGCUAGGGAAGAGGAUGACCUGCCCGGCCCAAAGUCAGCACAACAGAAACUCCGCGCAGAAUGUUCUCCAUUUCUUGAGCUGCUUCCCCCAGAGCAUGUGGCGGCUGUCACCUCCAUCGCCCUGAUGCAGAUCAUGAGCAAAGUCGGCGCAUCAAAGUCGGUCAAGCUGGUCCGGCUGGUCACGUCCCUUGGACAGACGCUCGAAAAUGAAUACAAUGCGACGAAUAUCAAUCGAGAAAGAAAUGCCGUGCGCAAGGCGAAGAGACAAGGAAUUAUCGAGUCCCCGUUCGAACAUGAUGUAACGCUCUCCUCGCACCUACACAGACGUUCGUCACACCACGCAGCUCGACCUUUUGUGUACAACAAAGAAUGGACCAAGGCAAUACACGGGAAGGUUGGGGCUGUACUUUGUGAGCUUAUGUUUGAGACAGCCAAGAUCACGAUCAAAAGAAAGGACCAAAACACUGGCGCUACGCUAUCGAUGCCUCAGCCAGUCUUCUUGCACUCUACCGCAUAUCAGAAUGGCCGGAAGGUGGGAAUGGUUUCCUUGCACGAAGACUUUGUCAGGCUCCUUGUCAGCGAACCCGCCGAACAUCUGAUUGCCAAGCAACUGCCCAUGGUGUGCCCGCCAAAGCCCUGGAAAGGCUUCUUUGACGGGGGCUUUCUAGAGUCCAAGCAGCCUUUUCUGAGGAUCAAACAGAAUGAAACUGCGCAAAAGGACUACGGCAUCACUGCUGCAAGUCGAGGUGAUCUAGACCAGCUUUUUGCGGGUGUUGACGUCCUUGGCAAGACGGGCUGGCGAAUCAACAAGGAUGUGUUCUCGGUCAUGCUCGAGGCUUGGAAUAGCGGCGAAGAGGUCGCCAACCUCCCACCUCUGAACAAAGUUUUCCCUGAGAUCGAACGGCCUGGUGAGAAUGCCACGCAGAAAGAACGAUGGGAAUGGUUCUCUAAGAUGCGCGCAAUGGACAACGAGAGAACAGGCAUCCACUCUAACCGGUGUUUCCAAAAUUUCCAGAUGGAGAUCGCAAAGGCUUACCUCCACGAGACGUUCUAUCUGCCACACAAUAUUGAUUUCCGUGGUCGCGCGUAUCCCAUCCCACCAUAUCUCAACCAAAUGGGCGCCGAUAAUUGUCGAGGGCUCUUGUUGUUCGAUAAAGGCCGUGAGCUGGGUCCUGACGGACUGCGUUGGCUCAAGAUCCAUCUCGCCAAUGUUUACGGCUACGACAAGGCUAGCCUGUCUGAUCGGGCUCAGUUUCCCAUGGACCACCUCGACGACAUUUAUGACUCGGUUAAAAAUCCUCUCAGCGGAAGACGUUGGUGGCUGACCGCAGAGGAUCCGUGGCAAUGCCUGGCCACUUGUUUCGAAUUGACCAGUGCUCUCGGAAGCCUCGAUCCCACAAAGUUCGUCUCGAGGCUACCGAUUCACCAGGAUGGCUCGUGCAAUGGACUGCAACACUACGCUGCCUUGGGUGGAGAUCUCGCUGGAGCCCGGCAAGUUAAUUUGGAACCAGGUGACAAGCCUGCCGAUGUGUACAGCGGCGUGUGCGAGCUGGUCAAGGCCGAGAUCAAGGAAGACGCUGCCAAAGGUGACUCACUGGCAAAAUUGCUUGACGGCAAAGUUACACGAAAAGUGGUCAAGCAGACAGUCAUGACCAAUGUUUACGGAGUCACCUUCCUUGGUGCGAUUCGACAGGUGCGAAAACAGGUUGAAGUCCUCAUCCCCGAAGUCGAAGCUGCUGGGCUUUCAGGCAAAGCAUCAACGUAUAUUGCAAGAAAAAUCUUUAGGGGACUUGGUGCACUGUUCACUGGAGCCCACGAAAUCCAGUACUGGUUGGGUGAUUGCGCCAACCGUAUCAGCUCAUCGAUAUCGCCGGCUCAGCAAGAAAAAAUUUAUGAAAAAGCAGCCUCUGGCAUCCCAAAGACCAAAGAGCGAUCAGGCCGAAGUAAAGCCAAGGGCAAAGAAGUAUUGGAAUCUGCCGCGUUCCGAUCUCCCGUCAUCUGGACCACGCCGCUCAAGCUGCCGGUGGUGCAGCCGUAUCGCAUCAACAAGGGAUUGACUAUCCAGACAAAUCUUCAGAGUAUCACACUGGCUCAACCGAGCGUAGCAGACUCUGUUAACAAGAGAAAGCAACUCCAGGCGUUCCCUCCAAACUUCAUCCACUCCCUUGACGCCACGCAUAUGAUACUCUCGGCUUUAAAGGCCAACGAACUUGGUCUCAGCUUUUCUGCAGUACACGACAGUUUUUGGACCCACGCCGCCGACGUCAACUCUCUUAGCGAACUUUUGCGAGAUGCUUUCAUUCGAAUGCAUAGCGACGACAUCAUUGGGCGGCUUGCGGCUGAAUUCAACAAGCGAUACGAUGGUCACUACUAUUUAGCGCAAAUCAAUAAGUCCAAUGUGCUUGGCAAGGCCAUCACCGAGUACCGCAAGCAAAUGGUUGCCGAGGGCGUCUUCCCUGCAGGCAAUGGCUCGAAGAGCAUCCAGCAAAGACGACAUGCCGAGUUAUUGCGAGAAAUCCGAAAGAAGAAAUUGAUGGCCAGUGAGGAUCCCAAAGAACAGGAAGAAGGUCAAAUGAUGGUGACCGCAGCGAGUCUAUAUGAACAAUAUGAUGGAGACAAGUAUCUGUUUCAUCGGGAUUCUUUGGGAGAGACAGCCAUUGGCGCAAUCCCCGAGACGAUGGAGGGAGCCAAAGGUGAGAUCGUGGAUGCGGCUCUCGAUGCAAGCGAAGUGUCUGAGGACGUCGACCUCGCAAGCACGCUGGAUCCGCUCAGAGAUUCAGUCGCCAACGACAAUGACGACGAUACCAUCGACGUCGGCAAAACCGGCAAUACUAUGAGAGAUGCAACCGCAACUGAUCCAGUCGCCAAGGCACAUCAAGUUGCGGUAAAUGCCUUUGGCCAGAGACUCCGAACACAAAAGCGGAAGACUGGGCAGAAGAGCCAGAACAACCAAAUAUGGCUGUGGUUGCCCAUGAAAUUCAGGCCAGUGCCGAAAAGGGGUGACUUUGACGUUAAGAGGCUGAAGGACAGCACGUACUUCUUUUCAUGA